AUAAUGUAGUGCUCCACAAGUUUCAAAAUUUGAUACGUCUACAGCAGAUUUGCCAUUAGGAGCACAGUCAGCACACGUUAUGAUCAUUGCGUAUGCACUAUUAGCGUAUGCACUAUAAACGUAUGCACUAUACUGUGUAUAUAAAAGACAUACACCUCUGUAACUACCACAUACACAUACAUACCUCUAUAGUUUAGUCCGUGAAGACCUUCAAGAUAUAUUACCCAUUUAUAAAUACACUAUCUGUAGGCAUGCACAUCCGAACAGGCACAGUUCUUGGCGUUGUGCUUGCGUGUUCAAUCGAUGGACGCCAAACGGAAGGUCUACCCAUCACUCCCGAGGAAUGGUUGGCUUACUAUGGGCCUACAUAUACCGAAAUGGGAAAGUUGAAUUUCGAUGGAUAUGAUCUAGUACUUUCUUCGCCGAACUACUAUCAAGUACUGUAUCCUCCCGGAGACCCUAUUCCGGACCGGAAAUUUCCCGUGUUAGACCUAUGGGUAUUCUCCGGCGGAGAACCCGCACCACUCGUGGUAGAAGAGCUUAAAGGGUCAAAGGACUACGAUAGCAUACAAGCAUACGGGGACGCUUGUGAGGAGGCGUGUGCAAACAUCCCUGAGAACGGGUGUGCAGGAUUUGGAAUCCGGUUUUUGCCCGGUACCGACUCAGAUAAUACACUCUGUGUCAAUCUGCUUAGAUCAGAGGUUUAUUACUAUCUCCAAGAGUUGUACAUCGAGGAAGAUAGUGGGUUCGAUUCGCCAUCGACCAAUGCGUUGCAGCUAUACAUCCGCAACCCGGCUGAUUUCUGUUCGGAAGGCGAACAAUACGGUUUUAGUUUGUGUGGUGAUGGUGGGGGUGCAUCGAGAUUGGGUUGUGUCGGUAUCAAGUACAAAGAGAGCUGUUAUAGCGAAGAGUGUACUUUCUAUUCGUUUACCGACAACGACGGAAAUGAGUGCGAGGAUGGUCUGCAUUGUGUUAGCACGGAUAUCUAUGCGAGUGAAUGUUUGAAACCAGAAGAUGUUGACGAGCUCAAGGAAAAACAUUUCAACUGGUUUAGACCUGGGUAUGAAGAAAUGCAGAAGAAUGUCAGCUCACUGCCAGAUGUAUAUCAGUCGAGUGCAAAUCAAUUGCUAUUAGUGGACUACGUAAACCCAAGCUGCGCAAGCGAGCCAUGCGAUGAUAGAGGUGGAAAUCCGAAGAUAUCGGAUGCUAUUGAAGAUGUGAAGUCACUCAGAGGCGAUAACAAUUUUGAUACAGUAGAUGAGUACGCCAAGGCCUGCUCAGUUGCCUGUGAUAAGGCAAGCGGAGGGGAGAAAGGUGCGUGUACGGCAAUUGGAUACGUGUAUAAGCCCGAUAUGCCGGAAGACAACAAAUGUAUAAUGCUCUUCAGCGAUAAUUAUAAUAUUUACCUCCAAGGUUACUCAACAGAAGAUGGCGAGUUGGUUGUAUUUGAACGCGACGGAGAGGAGGGCCACACAGAAAAUGACAUGUUGAAAAUGUAUCACAAAUUUGAUUCCUGUUCUAACCCGGAUUUGUACUUGGAUGUCACCAUACGAGCUGAGGGUUCCAAUUUCCUUUCUGCCAGCGGUAGUAUAUUCUGUGAAACCCCGACUGAGGUAGACGGAAACUGUAUUGCUUCAAAUCCGGAAGAAAAGCAGUGCGUGGAGGGUACCAGCUGUAUGCUAGAGUUUGAUGAGCGAUGCAGGGCAGACGGGUACAAUCCAGAAGAUAGCAUCAAAGAACUCGGGAAUCUGAACAAGCAGUGGGUUAUUGGAGAAGGUGAUGACACACUUUACUACCGGGUGCCAGCUGUCGAACUUGUGGUGAGCGAUAAUAAUGAUGAAACUGUAGACAUCAGCGAUUUGAAAGAUAUGACCGUUGUGGAACGAUUUGAAGCAUGUGCUCAAUAUUGCUACGAACGAGAAUGGUGCCAAUCCUGGGAUUUACUAGAUGACAAGUUGAUAUGCAAUUUGUCAAAGUUAUGGGUACCAACUUACCCGUAUAAUGGCAAAGAAGACCUUGACGGUGCUAUUGGGUCGUGGUUCUUUCCAAGGUUGUAAGAUUUGGUAUUUUCUAGUGUAGAGUAAAUGUAUACAUAAGGCAAAUAAAAGCCUUGAGCAUAGAAUAUGAAGCACGCAAAUCAUCAUCAUAUAGAUAUUUAUAUAUAUCUAUAUACUUUUUACUAUAGAACUCUACCUGUAAUAGAAAAUUCGUCUAUUGGACGACGGUGGCAUGAAUCUGUUGAUGUUUGCAGGGUAAACAUUUCUGAUGUCAACUAAAUGACCUAAAUUUUUGUAGGAUGCAUGCGCAAGAAUAAAAUAGUAGAUAGUGAAUGAAGACGGGAGGCACAAGCUUUACUGCAGCAUUUCAACGGUGUUCUACUGAAUUUUUUUUCGUUCGUUGUGCAUAAUACCACCUAUAUGGUGACGGCAAUGUGAUGUAUAUCUGUUGAGAGAUCAAUCCACAGGAAGCUCACCUCGAACACCGCCCCAUGUACAAUUACUGCAGACAGACUAAGAAGGUACGAAACAACACCAGCUGAAUCCUUUAGCCAAUGCAAUACUGCCAGGCAAACAGAUACACAUGUGGCGUGUAGUAGAUACGUGAGUAAAAGACAGUUUAUUGGGGAUACGGUGGGUUAUUCUUGUUAUUGGUAGGAUACGGGGCUGUAUUCACACUAUUAUUUGAUCCUGUAUAGGGCGAGGGGUAUUGUUGUACCUGCUGGGUACCCCCUCUUUGUGCGUUGUGUAAGCUAUUUCUUCGAUACGGGUCGUGGGGUGCUGCCAACGGCUGGUAGCUGACUACCGAGGCCGUACCAAUUAGUCUAUUUCCAGAACGGCCCGGUUGCCUGUUCGUGUUACUACCGUUGUUAUCCGGAUAUGGCGCAUUCUGAUUGGCCGUGGGAUACGGUGCUGUGUUCUGGUUUUGUGAAUGAUAACCUCCAUUACCGUAUGCUGAUUGGUUCUUUAAAAUAGACGUAGUAGGGGAGUUCGAGGCCGAGUUGGACUUAGAGAGCCUGUGGUCAGGUAUCAGAGGGGGCAAGUUUUUGCGCUGCACAUCCUCAGUGUGUAUAGUCGGAUUGCUUGGGUAUGGGGCUGUGUACGGUUGCGACGGUUGUGGCACCGGCGCACUAGGAUGAGUUGGAUAUGGUGGCUGGCCAUUCGCCGAUGAAGUAGACGCCUGUCUCUGCGGCGACCCAGCCGGAGCGUACUGGUAGCUGGAGGCGUACGAUGUCGACACCACACUGGGCGUGGGCAUCAGGCUCGC
Molecule: messenger RNA, 3264 nt
Organism: Sphaeroforma arctica JP610
Lineage: Eukaryota; Ichthyosporea; Ichthyophonida
Exons: 2
Coding region: 252-2057 (601 amino acids)
Source: RefSeq, a predicted model, not a curated record